Messenger RNA from Mesorhabditis spiculigera, 3369 nucleotides. Lineage: Eukaryota; Metazoa; Nematoda; Chromadorea; Rhabditida; Rhabditidae. The record is from the annotation of a GenBank genome assembly.
AUGACGCACCUGUUCCCAAUGGAUCUGGACGGCCACGUGCAUCCGUAUGGCCGAGACGUCGACGGAUGGGGCAGGCCGAUGGUCGACGCCGCGUGUGCUGCCGAUGAUGACGACGAUUUGGCCACCUACCAGCGCGUGCCUGAUGGCGAAAUCUCGUCCCCGCCCCCGCCCACCGACUACAUGUUCGAGCCGGACAUGGAGGCCACCGACCUCGGCGCCGUCGCCGCCGCCAUCAACCCGGCCGGCGUGAAGGUGGGCAAGGGCGACUUUGAGCUGCUCAGCCUGCUCGGAAAGGGCGGCUUUGCCAAGGUUUUCCAAGUUCGGAAGACGUCCGGGCCGGACGAGGGCACGCUGUACGCGAUGAAGGUGCUGAAGAAGGCGACGCUUGUGCAGAACCAGAAGGACACCGCUCAUGUUAAGUCUGAGCGUCACAUCCUGGAGGCGGUGCGCAAUCCGUUCAUCUGCAGCCUCCACUACGCCUUCCAGACGGAGGGCAAACUGUAUCUGGUGCUCGAGUACCUCAGCGGCGGCGAGCUGUUCGCCUGUCUCGAGAAGGAGGGCAUCUUCCCCGAGCGGACGGCGGCCUUCUACCUGGCCGAGAUCACGCUGGCCCUCGAGCACCUCCACCGCAACGGCAUCAUCUACCGCGAUCUGAAGCCGGAGAACAUCAUCCUCGACUCGGCUGGUCACAUCAAGCUGACGGAUUUCGGGCUGAGCAAGGAGGCCAUUGAGGGCGACAUCAAGACGCACACCUUCUGCGGAACCAUUGAAUACAUGGCCCCGGAGAUCCUGACGCGCCAGGGCCACAACCAGGCCGUCGAUUGGUGGAGCCUCGGCACGUUGAUGUUCGACAUGUUGACCGGAUCCCCUCCAUUCAUCGCCGAGAACCGCAAGAAGACCAUCGACAAGAUUCUCAAGAGCCGCAUCACGCUGCCCGCCUACCUGGGCUCGGACGCCCGUGAUCUGCUCCGCCAUCUCCUGAAGCGCAACCCGGAAUCCCGCAUAGGCGCCGGCCCGAACGGUAUCGACGACCUGAAGGCUCACCCGUUCUUCGUGGCCAACGUCAACUGGGUCCAGGUGGCUUCCAGGGAGAGCAAGCCGCCGUUCGUGCCGAACCUCACCCAUGCCGAGGACGUCUCCAACUUUGACACCCAGUUCACCAGCAUGCCGGCGGUUGACACCCCGUGCGAGCACUCGCUGGCCACGUUCCUGCAGGAGGGCGUCGCGAACCCGUUCGCCGGCUUCACCUACAUUGCCCCCAGCGUCCUCCACGAAGGCGACGCCCAACAACUGCUCGGCGCCGAUGACCAUCUCCACCACAGCAAUAGCCAGCGGUACGUUUUGAUGUCUGACGACCCGCCAUUCCUGAAGGUGGGCACCGAGGUGUCGGCCAAGUUCAAGGGCGCCUUCUGCGAGGCCCGCGUCAAGAAGGUCUUCAAGACCAUCAAGUUCAAGGUGCUGCUAAAAGAGCACCCGGGCGGCACGCACACCAUGGACGAGAGCCAUUUGCGCGGGGAUGCCGUCUACGAAUUGAAUCAGCUUGUCGAGGUGCAACACGGCGGCAAGGUGGUACGAGGGCAGAUCUUGAACAUCAAAGACUACAGCACCUACGAUGUUGUUUUCGAUGACGGCGACGAGAAGCGGCUGAAGCGGACGCAGAUGGUGCUGAAGGGAGCGAAGCACUACAAUGAAGAGCACUCGCUGGACGCACUUCCCCUCUACAACCCCGAACAGUUCUCCAGUCCUGUUGUGGCGAAGAUUAUCAAGAAGAACAAGCUGGAAAACCGGCGCGAGCGCGAGGCGCGCAGCGUGGCGAACACGCCGCGCAAGGAGCACCCGCGGCACGACCACUCGGGCAACUAUAGCGACGACGAGAAGCCCUCCUCCAGCCGGGGUUCCCGAAUGGCCACCAGAGGAAAAACGCCGGCAAAGACGGAGAAGAAGGCCGAGGAGGAGGACAGGCGGAAGUGGCUGCUCAAGAAAAAACUGCUAGCCAGAAAGGCGAAAGAAGCGGUCAAGGAGGCGGAGAAGACGUCAAAUGUGGGCGUGUCUUCGGAAGACGAGGACGGCAGCGAAUCGGGCAGUGACAGCGACAGGGAAACGUCUGAAGAGGAGGAGGAAAAGUGGUACCCUGGCGACGUCGUGCUCGUCUUCAGCGACGCGAAGAAGACGGGCGCUUCUGUGCCGGCAGUUGUCGUCAAUCAGAAGAUCUACAAAAACAUGCCGGCCGCCAAGAAUCGUCCCCUCCUCCCCUCCGAACUCCCCGUCCGCGGCUUCCUCAACGAGGGCAGAUAUUUCACCGCCUCGACCUCCUCGCUGAAGUUGUAUACCGGCGGGCCGCUGACGAUCGAGAAGGAGUCGAUGCGCUCCGCCUUCGCCAAGGCCAAGGAUUUCCACGAUUCGAACGGCAAGACGCUGCCGGCGUCGUGGGACCUGAACAAGCACAUCCUGGCCGACGGAGCGAUGCGGAAAGCCGAGAAACCGGAAAAACCGGAGAAGCCGAAGCCGGAAAAGCAGGAAAAGGCGGAAAAGGCCGAGAAACCGGAAAAGCCGGAAAAAUCGGAGAAAACGGAGAAAUCGGAGAAGAAGCCCGAGAAAAAGGAGGAAAAGCAGGACCAGAGCGACUCGACCUCCUCGAGCGAGUCGGACGAGGAGGAGUCGAGCGACGACGAGACCGACAAGGAGUUUGGCGAGGCCCGCGACGCGUUUGUCGCCCACUUCUACAAGUUCCAGGAGGAGAACGCGACCCCAAUCAACAAGCAGCCGGUGCUCGGCGGGAAGCCGCUCGACAUCUACCGCUUUUACCGGGUGGUUCGUCGCCUGGGCGGCUACAAGCAGGUGUGCACGAAGAACAAGUGGAAAAAGGUGCUGAUCCACAUGAAACUCGAGGGAUGCCCCGGUGCUACGGCCGUAACCGUCAAAAAUGCGUAUAAUCGGUAUCUGCUGUCGUUCAGCCAGCAGUAUACCCGGCUGGGGUGGUCGUUGAACGAGCUGACGAUGCCGGAGGGGAAGCGGGCCGGAAGGGCCGUCCAGAGGAUCAAUCCCUCGGAAAAGGACGAGGAGGAGUCGCGGAACAAGACGAUAGCCGCCAUCGGGGACAAGCUGCCCGCCGAGCGGAUUCAGCUCUUCCAGGAGUGGUCCUCCUCACCCGAAGGGAUGGAGCUGUUCCGGCAGUGUCCGGUCGACGAGAAGAAGAGCUUCCUGCAGACCAUUGGUCCCUACCGCCCUCGCCGCUUCUCCAUCACCCAAGUGGAACAGAUCUCCGAGAGCUUGCAGCUCAAAAACAUGCAGCAACGGGAGGAGCCGACUUCCGGGGAUCAGCCAGCUUUGCUCGCGGCGGGACCCCCGACUCAGGGCGUAAUCGGUUUU